Messenger RNA from Ochotona curzoniae (black-lipped pika), 2006 nucleotides. It is a transcript of the gene RAB10, whose product is annotated as RAB10, member RAS oncogene family. Gene Ontology annotation, cellular component: recycling endosome; insulin-responsive compartment; Golgi apparatus. Bases 547 to 1149 code for a protein of 200 amino acids. Gene Ontology annotation, biological process: cellular response to insulin stimulus. Gene Ontology annotation, molecular function: GTPase activity; GTP binding. The record is from RefSeq and is a predicted model, not a curated record. NCBI's taxonomy places the organism in Eukaryota, Metazoa, Chordata, Mammalia, Lagomorpha, Ochotonidae. The transcript has 6 exons.
UGCGUCUCAGGCAGCGCGCACGCCGGCGUGAGAGGGCACGGGGAAAAGGUGGCUCUGUGGCCGGGGCGGCUCGGCUUCCUGGGGGCUAUGUAGCUAAGCUGGUCGGCUCAGGGUCCUCUCUCGCCGCCCUCCCGCCGAGUUGCUGCUCGGGAGAGACGCUUGUCCUCAAGCCCGCAGCGCCCCCUUCGACGGCCCAGCCGCCUUCUUGCUCGUCCGUGGGAGCGUCCCGGCCGAGCCAAGCCCUGAAGGGGGAGGGGAGGCCAUUUUGUCCGGACCGACUCCCCGGAACCGGGCGGAGCGGCUGGGAGAGGCUGCAGGAGCCGCGGUCGCCGCCCUCGGAGGCACCGGACGCCGCCACCGUCGGGGGCUCGCUCACGAGGCCGUUCACAGGUUGCCCGCGCCCUCGGCACCCCUCGGCUUUCCCACGCUUUGCUCCCGGCUGCCCCCAGUCCUCCGGCCUGGACGCCCCGAGAGAGGAGUUGGCCGUAGUGAACAGGAGCGAUCCCUUGGGGCCGCCGGCGGCGAGAGCCCGAGCCGCUCCUCCCAAUGGCGAAGAAGACGUACGACCUGCUUUUCAAGCUGCUCCUGAUCGGGGACUCGGGAGUGGGCAAGACCUGCGUCCUUUUUCGUUUUUCGGAUGAUGCCUUCAACACCACCUUUAUUUCCACCAUAGGAAUAGACUUUAAGAUCAAAACAGUUGAAUUACAAGGAAAGAAGAUCAAGCUUCAAAUAUGGGACACAGCAGGCCAGGAGCGAUUUCACACCAUCACAACCUCGUACUACAGAGGAGCAAUGGGUAUCAUGCUAGUAUAUGACAUCACCAACGGUAAAAGUUUUGAAAACAUCAGCAAAUGGCUUAGAAACAUAGAUGAGCAUGCCAAUGAAGAUGUGGAAAGAAUGUUACUAGGAAACAAGUGUGAUAUGGAUGAUAAAAGAGUUGUACCUAAAGGAAAAGGAGAACAGAUUGCAAGAGAACAUGGUAUUAGAUUUUUUGAGACUAGUGCAAAAGCAAAUAUAAACAUUGAAAAGGCUUUCCUCACAUUAGCUGAAGAUAUCCUUCGAAAGACCCCUGUAAAAGAGCCCAACAGUGAAAACGUGGACAUCAGCAGUGGAGGCGGCGUGACGGGCUGGAAGAGCAAGUGCUGCUGAGCGCCCCCUGCCGACAGCUGCCAUCCACACGCGGUCUCUUGCUGCAAAUAAACCACUGUCCAUUUUCAACUCUAAACAGAUAUUUUGUUCCUCAUCCUAACUAUCCAGUCCACCUGUUUUAUUUGUUCUCAUCUGUGACUGCUUGCUUUUUCUUUAAACAAGAAAAAUGUAUAGAAAAAUCAUGUCUGUGACUUCAUGUUUAAAUGGACUUGCUCAGCUCACCACUGCAUUUCAGUUGUAUUAUAGCCCAGUUCUUAUCAACAUUAAAACCUAUAGCAAUCAUUUCAGCUCUAUUCCGCAAAUUGUAUAAGAAUAAAAGUUAGAAUUAACAAUUUUAUUUUGUACAACAGUGGAAUUUUCUGUUAUGGAUAAUGUGCUUGAGUCCCUCUAACCUGUAGACAUGUAAUAGCAGAGGAAACAAACAAAAGCCAGGAACUCACUCAUUUUCGCCUUGACUAUGUAAAUGAGGUUAAUUUUGUCCUGUGCCUUAUGUGGAAAGGAACUUUGGUUUUUCCUUUUUUGUUCUGCUGGAAGCAUGUGCAGAUCAGACGUGUAAGUCACUCGGACGUUGUGUGCUCAGCUCUGUCAGACUGGCUAACGAGGACAGGGGAGUGCAGACGCGCGUGCUCUGGUUUGCUGAGUCCCAUUUGAAGUGGCCUUCAUAUUUAAAGCUGUCCCUGCCCCGUUCCUCCCUGGCCACUGUUCCUCGCACCUCCUGCAUGCUGCUUUCUUUGCUUCUCCCCCUGGUAUGAGUUAUUUAAACAUGAAAGGGGCAAACUAGUAGGAUGUCAAGUUUAACGUAAAGCACUGAUUUACCUUGCUAAGUAAACUGAAAGACACGUUUUAACUGCCUAUUA